AUGAAUCGAGGUGAAUCUCUAGUAAAAGAUUUAAAAAUAAUGCUGAACAAUUCUCGAUAUAGUGAUAUCAAAAUCAAAUGUUCGGAUUCCGGCAAGGACAACAACGAGAUUCUCUAUGGUUGUCGGAUGAUUCUGGCGGCACGCUGUGAAUUUUUCGAAAAAAUGUUUUUUACCGGAAUGCGUGAAACCCACGAACCAGAAAUAUCUUUGCCAGAAAUAUCGACUGCGGCGAUGAAAGUUGUGUUGGAAUUUCUUUAUACGGGCAAUGUCGAGAACAAUAAAUUGACAGCGACCAACGCCAUUGACGUAUUCUAUGCUGCAAAUUAUUUGCUUCUACCUGUUUUGGAAGAAGUUACCGUUUCGUUUAUUGAAGGAAAAAUUUUCAGUGAAAACGAUAACAUUAGUAUUGUUAGACUUUUUUCGGCAAUGAUUACUAAAGCCGACGCACAAAAACUUGAUAAAGGGCAAUUUUUAUAUAAAUUGCUUUGCAAAAAGAUGAAGAGGAUUCCGUUAUUUACCUUUGCAUUUAAUGAGAUGUCGAUUGAUAUGCUAAAAGUGUUAUUAUCACAAACACUCGAUCAAGACGAAUAUUUCGCCACAUCUGAAUACGGCAUUUUUCGAUAUGUUGUCCUAUGGGGAGCUAAUAAAGUUUCACCACAAACUCUCUUCGCAUAUUCUAAAGUUUUACCUAUUGCCGAUUCUGUUGACAAAUUCUGCGAUGAAUUUAUUCAAAAAAACGAGGAAUUAAUCGAGGAAUCCAAUUUUUCAAACUAUCGUCACCAGUUGUUGAAGCAAAUUGACCAAUUAUUACCUCUCAUCGAUUUACAAUUGAUAAAUGUGAAAAUCAUUGGUUUGAUAAUCGACCCAUUAAGGUUAUUUAGCUUAAAAUGUGUGAAUGAAGCGUACCGACUUCACGCUAUUUCAAAACAUCCUACGAAAACUACACGAGGAGCCUUCGUAAACAAACAAAUAACCUGGAAUAAACUCCAGUGUGGACCACAUAUGAUCGUCCAUCAGCAUGACGAAACAGUAGUUGAAUCUUUUACCCGAGGUCGAAGUCAAAUGGCCAUAGCAAAACAAGCUUUCAAGGGUAAAGAUAUUUUUCAAUGGGAUAUUGUGAUAGAGCAAAACAGCCAACAUGUGGCGAUUGGAGUCAUCUCUUCUACUGAAAUAGAACAAUCAGAACCUGAAUUUUCAAAAAGUCUUAUCUGGCAACCUGAUUGUUGGUGUAUUAGUUCUGACGGCUCAUAUUAUUCCAAACUAUAUCACAUUGUACAAAUAAAACAAGAAUAUGAAUUAGCAGCUUUCAAAGAAGGUGAUACGGUUACGAGCCACUUGGAUAUGUCGGAAAGAACCCUCUCUUUCUCAAUAAAUGGAAUAAAAAUGAAAACAGUUUUCCGUGAUCUCGCCGAUAAAGUUUAUCCAGCUGUUUCUUUGUCUUCAUUCGGAAUGUUACGUAUUAAAAACUAA
This is a messenger RNA of Ambispora gerdemannii, 1470 nucleotides long. The record is from the annotation of a GenBank genome assembly. NCBI's taxonomy places the organism in Eukaryota, Fungi, Glomeromycota, Glomeromycetes, Archaeosporales, Ambisporaceae.